Molecule: messenger RNA, 2932 nt
Organism: Polistes canadensis
Lineage: Eukaryota; Metazoa; Arthropoda; Insecta; Hymenoptera; Vespidae
Exons: 2
Coding region: 158-2134 (658 amino acids)
Biological process (GO): phosphatidylinositol phosphate biosynthetic process; intracellular signal transduction
Cellular component (GO): phosphatidylinositol 3-kinase complex
Molecular function (GO): 1-phosphatidylinositol-3-kinase regulator activity
Source: RefSeq, a predicted model, not a curated record
UUCUUUUUCGUCUCUUCAGUUCCUGAAUGUCCUCUGUGAGGAUCACUAAUCCUGGAGACGAGACAACGAUUUAACAAAAUAAUUUUGGUGAACGCCGGGGUGCCAUCAAUGUUGUACUUUAUUCAACAACGGUGACGCAAACUAAUCAAGUGUCAAGAUGUUGACAGUGAUGUGCCCUAAUUGUCGCCUUGAAUUUUUGGCUGAUGAAAAACAAAAUGAAGAUAAUUGUAGUGAAACUCGGCCUUGUACCGAGGAUGGGUGGUUGAUGUCCGAAGAACAACACACCAAUGAUACCGAUUGUUUGAUGAACGCAUCGACAAUCAUUAAUGAACAAAAUAUUCCAAAAUAUUCCAUCCAAUUGGACGGAAGUCACAAUAAUGACCAAUUGAUUAAAUUAAUUCAAACAGAAACGCCGGAUUCGAGUAAAGGUCCGAAAUGUGUUAAUAAUAAAUCAACGAAGAACAGUUAUUCGUCCAAGAGGUUAACUAAGGGUCCACGAUCAGAUUUAUCUUUAAAUCUGACAAAAAAGGAUAGAGAAGAUUGUAUAUCAUCAUCGAUAUGUCGUAUCACUACUUGCGAUCUGACAGGUGGUAGCGUAACCAUAUCAACGCCGAAUAUACAAUCGGGUGAUUGUUUCAUUUACAAUACCGAUACUUGUGCCCUAGCAGAAACACCCUACAAUGUGAUCCAUCCGAAAUUGUCAGUUGGCGGACGUUUCGUUGAAACAAAAAUGUCAACUGACGAUCAGGACAAUGGCGGCAGUGAAAAAUCCUCAACGAUGGAUACGGACAAUUGCGGAUGUGGUAUUUCACGCUUUCGCGAGCAUAUUUAUUCGAACGAAAUAACUAUGAAAACACCUAGCGGAUGUCAAGAAUUGCCGGGCAUCAGGAGGAACCCUUCGUUGAAAUGUUUUUCGGAAAAACGACCGAUCGAGGAUGAUUUCGACGUGCCACGUUACAAUUUGAACGAGCCCGAUUCUGGAUAUCCUAAUAUUAAAAUCAUUCCUAAACAAGAUUGGCAAUCAUCCGAAAGGAAUUACAUUCAAGAAGAAACAACGCCGCUUAAACAUAAUAUACUUAAACAGUCGUCGUCGCCGCCAUUGGCAACGACAGAUUUAAAUAAUUUUUUUCAAAAUAUGGCCUCCUUUUGUCCAACAGGAACGCGGCCCAAUUACAUAGACAACAAGAGUUUCGACACUCAAACAAUAUUUUCUGAAAGAAAGGGAACGAUGGUUAAUAAUGGUCUGCCAUUUAAUCCGUCCUCGGGAGAUUUGUUAAACAACUCCAAUGAUAAUGAAUCUCUUCGUAGUUCUAAUGGCGUUCAAUUACAAUUAAAUGCCACUUUACAAUUGCCGGCAGAUAUAGAACAAUGUUCUGUUAAUAUAACGGCAACUAGAGCCGCGAAUUCUAGUUUAGGUGAAUUAUCAUCGGCAAUUGUCACCGGUAGAAGCCGUAAUUAUUUCAACGGCGGUGGUAUAGUCAGAUUAGAGAAUUUCAAGAAGAAAAUUAGCGACGAGUGUUUUCAUUAUAACUUCGAGGAAAACGAAGAAACGCCUGCUGUUAUAUCUCCUAUAUCUUGGAUCAUGCCCGUGGGUCUCAAUAAUUUUUUGAUUCAGGAAUCUAAAGAUCAUUUAAUGAGAAUCAAAAAAUAUCUCCGAGCUUGCGGUUGGUAUCACGAGGGUUUAAGUUGGCAACAGAGUGAGAUUCUUCUUAAAAACGUAGCAAUUGGCAGGUGGCUGAUGAGGGAUAGCUCGGACAGCAGAUUCAUCUUUGCUGUUUCCGUGCAAACCGAAAGGGGUCCUACAUCCGUCAGGAUGCGUCACGUUAAUGGCUUUAGACUAGACGCGGAUCCAAGUUUAAUCAGUGCCAUACCUUGUUUCGAUUGUCCUAUCAGACUGCUGGAAUAUUACAUUGAAUAUUCCAAAAGAAAAAAUAAAAAUGAACGUAGGAGAGAGGUUUGGGUCGAUUAUAGUGGCCUACUAUACGGUCAAAUCUACCUCGCUGAACCCUUGGUCAAAGAAGUUAGAUCCCUUUCUCACUUGGCAAGAUUGGCUAUCAACAAACACAAAUUACCUACCUACAAUUUACCAACUAUCAUCAGGAAUUACGUCCUGCAAUAUCCGUACACGAUUUAAUUAUACGGUUUCAUUGCAUAUCUCUUCCAAUUUUCUCUCUUACGAACUGAAUUAGCAAAACUUAUAUUUUUAUAUCACACACACACACACACAACUAACAUAUAUUUAACCCCGUUUCCCCUUGACAAUUUAUCGAUUGUAUUAAAAUAAGAUCAUUGAUUGAGAGUUAUCGUUCCAAGAUUAUGUUUCCUUUUUCUCGUCUAUUUCAUUGUACUUUUUUUUUUCUCUUUUUUUUUUUUUUUUUUAAAUUCAACUGACUUCAUUUUAUGUAACACGCUUCGAGGAUCCACAUACGUGAAGGGGUAACUUCGAAAAGAUAUUUAUCGUCAAAGAUUUAGAAAAUUCUUUAAGUAUUCGUCGAUUAAUGGGAGAAGAAGAUUAGAUAAAAUAAUAAUUGCAGUUAAAAAAACAACACGCGAACACACCUAUCGAUCAAUAUGAAAAAUAAUACUUCAAAUUUCAAGAUAUUUCUUAUAUCUAAUUUAUAAAGCGAUGGCGCUGCCCACAUAUAACUUAGAAUAAGAAUUAUUAUUUUUUAAUAACAAAAAAAAAGUCUCGAAAUUAAGAAUGAAAAAGAAACAAAGGAUUAUCGUUUUCGGAUUGAUUAUGCAUAUAGAUUUAUGUGACGCCUCAUUUUUAUUUCUAAGACUGGGACAGUACGAAAAGUAAAUGUGAAGAUACUUUUUUUAUUCAAAUGUACUUUGUGAAAAACGAAUUAUUUAAUUUGAUCAGGAACGCAUAUUAAUGUUGCGUUCGAUCGAAUUAUUAACGCAGAAAAUAUAAUAGACAUCUAAGUAU